UUGGGGUUAUCGAUACGUCAUCGCGAUCUGUGAGGGAUUGGCCGCUUUUCCGCUUCCUUUUUUUAUUCUUUCUCACAAUUUGCAAACGCGGCCAGUCUUCGGCUCCGGAACGGCAGGAUUCCCACAGUUGGGGAAGGGUGCCUCCUGAGGGAAGCUUGAAAUCCUUCCGUGCAAGAGGAAUGAGCGCAAUAUAGAGGCAACGGUGACACAUAAGGGGUGGAAAUUCGCCAACAACUGUCGUCACCUCGUCCUUUGUGUGUGCGUGUGUGUGUGUUUUUUUUUGUUUGUUUGUUUGUUUGUUUGUUUGUUUGUUUGUUUGUUUGUUUUGUUUGUUUGUUUUUUUGGAGGGAAUACGAUUUUAAAAGGACUAAAUGAGCGCCGGGUCUUCCGAAAGCCUGGCGCUUUCUAUCCCACCGUGCACAUCGAAUGGCACUGUGCGCGCCAAUGGCACGUGCGCCGACCCCACCGAUCCGUUCUUCCGGUCGUUUUCGUCCACGAUGGUGCUCUUAGUGCUUGUGGCGAUGAUCGCCGGUACUAUCCUGGUCUCCAUCGUCACCUUUCACCUGCACAAGAGCAAGAUGAGGAAGCGCAAAAUGCAGAAAGCGCAGGAGGAGUACGAACGCGACAGCGGCCGCCCCAAAGCCGCGCGAGGGAAGCCGGCGAUCAGGCACUGCGUAAUGGAGAGACCUACGGCGGUGCAGAAAAGCGACCUGAAAGCGAAAAGAUCGGAUAAAGAAGCCACCGACAGUGCAGGCAUCCCCGAGAAAGAGUGCACGGAUAAUACGAGACAUACGAGCCAGACGCGCGGUGAUCACCUGUUGGAAUCCGUCGCGGUGUCUUGAUUAACGCGGUGCCAUCCCGAUGAUCUGACACUGUAAAUACAUCCCGUGUUUUUCGUAUAAUUAUAUUACACGGGAGGGAUACAGAAUCGCCUCUAUACGCAUGAACAGUGCUAAGUCUUCUUCAGCUUCAGGAGGGAGGAGCCCUGUGGAAACAAUGGACGCGUGCUUCAAGGCCAGUAGAUUUUAACGGUUUAUAAGGUAGUGUCGCUGUGUGAGGAUUGUAUAGAUCUAAUUCUCUCAUCCAUACUGUAUGAAUAAAUAGGCUCCUACUGCUAAAACAAGGAGUAGCCUGAUUUCCUGCUUUUAAGAGCCCAAAAUUGUCAUCUGGACCGCCAACGUUGAUGGAUGAUGUGGACCAAACUGUAAUAUAUGAUUAGGAGUAGGAGACCUGGUGGCUGAUUGAAUUGAGGAUAGAAAGAGAGGGACUUCCUGUAAAUUAGAACUGAAAUAAGGACUACUUCAAAUAACUGGGCUUGUAGACUUCAAUGUAGACUUUUUCCUCAUACUUCCUCAUACAUUUUUUAGAGUUUUUUUUCCAGUAGCCUGCUCAGCAAGGUCCCCAGUGUUGAGUUAACACCCACAGUGUAGGAAUUUGAAUUAACAUUUGAUUUAUGAAUGAAUUCUUACAUUUCUCAUUUGCAUCCAGACAGAAUAAUCCAAUAUGGAGGAAGGUGGUAUAAUACAACACUGUGGGUUUUGCUGUGCACCUUUACUUAUAGCUAUCUAUUUAAAAAAUAAUAAUAAUAAUAAAUAAAUAAAAUUUAAAAAACAUGUGUAUCAAUAUUAGGUUAAAAUUGUGAUAUAAGUUUAUGUCAGGUAGGCCUAACAUCAGGUGAGAGCUGAGAACUUUCUCUGAGAGCUUGGCGUGAAGAUGUGUGGUAGUUUAGCCCCUUUUCCCUGCACUAUUGCAGCUCCUAGUGGUAGUAUUAAAAGCAUCUUCAUGUUUUGGUCACAGUGCUGUAAUUCCCAUAGCGAUAUACAAUAUAUAUCCAGAGGUAUUUUAGUUAUGUAUUACGCUACAGCUUUGGCUCAUUGCUUUCUUCUUUGCAUUUUUGCUCAAGAGUAAUCUAAAAUAACAAUUAACUAUUUUAUUAUACUAUGAUUAUAUCUAAGGAAUGUCAUUUAAAAUCUGCAGUGGAUAAGACAUUUUCAAAAGUUAUUUUCUGUAUUUCUUUGACGUUGUGUUUACCCAUAAGGAGACAUUUAAUAUAACAUUGUAAUGGACACAGGUAUUAUUUAAUUUUAUUUUUCAGUGCCUACUACUUUGAAAUACCAAUAAAGA
This is a messenger RNA of Ictalurus punctatus (channel catfish), 2124 nucleotides long. RefSeq lists its product as uncharacterized. The transcript has 2 exons. NCBI's taxonomy places the organism in Eukaryota, Metazoa, Chordata, Actinopteri, Siluriformes, Ictaluridae. The record is from RefSeq and is a predicted model, not a curated record. Bases 372 to 842 code for a protein of 156 amino acids.